Messenger RNA from Peronospora matthiolae, 723 nucleotides. The record is from the annotation of a GenBank genome assembly. NCBI's taxonomy places the organism in Eukaryota, Oomycota, Peronosporomycetes, Peronosporales, Peronosporaceae.
AUGAUCGACGUGUUGCUCAGGGAUUUCAAGUUGGAGUCAGCGAACGGUGUGCGAACGCCAAUCGGAGAUGAAUGCAAUGAUGAUAACAAGGAUGAUGUGGACUAUCUACCCGCGAGAGGUGCAAGCGGUGAGCCAAGUUUGAGUGCCUUUCAAUCCUUGGUCGUGAGUCUGCUAUGGAUCGCAAGAUGCACGCGGCCCGACAUAUGUUUUGCAGUGCAUAAGGCAACUCGUCAAACACACAAGCCAACCACCAAGGACUGGAAGAUUGCGAAACGCAUUGCAAGAUACUUGAAGGCGACAAAGAACUUGAGUUUGCACCUGAACGGCAACGGACCGACUCAACAAAAUGUCAAGAUUGAGUGCUGGAGCGAUGCAGACUUCGCUGCGGACAAGGCGGACCGACGCGAACUGCUGGGUGUGAGGGAACUACUGCUGGAGCUAAAGCUGCAGGUAUGCAUGCCGAUGCCUAUGUGGAUGGAUAAUCAAGCGGCGAUCAAGCAACUCGAGGCAGAGAAGAGCACAACGAGCGCGAAGCACGUGGACACCAGGUUUAAAUUCAUCUGCCACUACGCGCGUGAAGGAAUUGUGGUUCCCAAGUACGUCAAGACUGAGAGCAUGAUGGCGGACAUUCUGACGAAGUCCUUGCCAGCGCCGAGAAUGGAGGAGCUACGCAAGAUGUUCAACAUGAGGACGAUUCAGGCUGAAGUCGAGGAGGAGUGUUAG